Messenger RNA from Exophiala spinifera, 1623 nucleotides. RefSeq lists its product as uncharacterized. The transcript is spliced from 2 exons. The record is from RefSeq and is a predicted model, not a curated record. Gene Ontology annotation, biological process: DNA-templated transcription. Gene Ontology annotation, molecular function: DNA binding; zinc ion binding. NCBI's taxonomy places the organism in Eukaryota, Fungi, Ascomycota, Eurotiomycetes, Chaetothyriales, Herpotrichiellaceae. Bases 1 to 1623 code for a protein of 540 amino acids.
AUGGGCUCGGAUGUGCUCGAAUUCUAUCCUGAUGCCCAUCUUGCACUUCGACUAUGGAAUGUAUACAUCAACUCGGUCGAUCCGGUGGUCAAGUUGUUGCAUAUACCUACUAUUCAGUCUACGAUUGUCGCAACCAUAUUGGACCCCAGAUCUGCCCAACCUUCAAAAGUGGCGUUAACUUUUGCCAUCUAUUAUGCCGCCAUCACGGCACUUUGCCAUGAUGAUGAUCAUGAGCCCCUUGAAUUGCCCUGCGAGAAGCUGGCGCUGUUGAACCGCUACAAGCUCUGCCUGGACCAACUUCUCGUGGUACCAGAUUUGAUGGAUCGACCAGAGCUAGCUGCAUUGCAAGCUCUAGCGAUUUACGCAACCUGUUUACGAGCCAACGAAGUUGGCCGCAAAGUUUGGGUUCUCGUUGGGCUUGCCAUUCGGCUCGCACAAUCCAUUGGCCUGCACCGAGAUGGUGCCUCUCUCCGCCUGAGCCCCUUUGAGACAGAAAUGCGUCUUCGCCUCUGGUGGCAUCUCUGUGUCCUUGAAUCUCGCUCGCCAGAAGAUCAGGGAUCUCCACCCACCGUUGAUGUCACAAACCGAGAACUCCGGCUACCUUUGAAUGUGAACGACAAUCAAAUCUAUCCAGAUAUGACGCACUUUCCAACAGAGUCGGCUGGCUGGACAGAAAUGUCUUUCUUUCUGAUCCAAACUGAGUCGUGCCGGCUGCUACAUCCCGUACUUGAUACGCACGGGCAGCAUUCUUUAGAUGCUUACCUUGAUAUCACAGAGAAGCGGAAGAUCAUCCAGCAGCGUAGUCAAUAUCUCUAUGCUAAGUAUUCGGAAUCAGGCACUCCUCUAGGACGACUCGCAGCUCAGCAUGGGACCACUGGCUAUAAGAAGAUGGAGUUCGUGCUGCGACUGCGCGAGGAGAUCAGCUUGAGAAAGCAAAAAGGGUCGCAGGGAGACCCGACUCCUGAUGUUUUCCAGCAGUCCUUCAAAUUAGCCUGUGAGGACCUGGAGAGUAAUCAAGUUUUAUCGAAUGGAGACUUCGGAUCCAGAUUCAAAUGGUUCUUCAACAUCUAUACGCCGUGGUACGCCAUUGCCUACGUUCUUCGCUGUCUUUCUAGCAGUCCCCCCGGAAUCGAGACAGGACCUGCCUCAGCAUUGGUUGAAGAGGUCUUCUCUCGGGCAAUGAGUCUUCAUGAUAGUCACUCGGGGGGCCUUGAUGGUGAUUACGGCCACCAGAGCAUCUGGAGGUAUAUCAACGUGCUCCGCUAUCAAGCUCUAUCGGCGAGACACCAACGUACUCAGGCUUCUAUGUCCACUUCAGAUGAUGACAGAAUUCAAACGUCCAACAGUGGUCCGGAUUGCAUAAAAACCAGCCAGUCACUCAUAGAUACGGCCAUGACGGGUAAGACAGCCACAAUGGAUGAAACCACUGUCGUUCCCGAGUCAUCUCAAGAGUUCAUUACUGGUCCCAGCCAAAAUCUCUUUUCACCUCUGGAUCUGUCAAUGCCAGAAAUACCAUUCUUGCCGGAUUGGAAUGCUGUCAUCAAUGGCUGUCUGACCGACGAUGUCUAUGAGACGAAUUCAACUUUCUGGGAUGAUGGCCCUGCGGCCUCUGCGCAAUUCUGA